Messenger RNA from Cylicocyclus nassatus, 1195 nucleotides. The record is from the annotation of a GenBank genome assembly. Lineage: Eukaryota; Metazoa; Nematoda; Chromadorea; Rhabditida; Strongylidae.
UAUAUGAUGUUAUAUCAUAGGGCGCGAAUGCUGACGCACACGGAAAUCCCGCAAUUGCUCAAGAGGCACCACAUAGUAAAAGGAUAUCGCCCGUUAUACCAGCCCGUGCACUACUACUACAUCUCAGCAUUCCGCCCUCACAACGAAUUGAUCAACAUCUGGACCCAUCUUGUUCCAGCUAUCUGCUUGAUUGUGUUCUACUUAAUUCCUGAAGUGAAAUCUCCUACAAGGAGAUUACCUGUGUUGGUAUUAUACACGGGCAUAGGCGUCCUUCUGUUUGCAUCCGCUAUGGCACAUUUACUGCACUCACGAUCUACACACGAUCACAUAUUUUGGUUUCUAAUUGAUUUUACUGGAAUAGCAUUAUUUGGGUGUUCUAUUGGUCUUCAGCGAUACAGUUGCAGCAAAGACAUGUCCAUGCUUAUGACAGUGGGUUAUGUUCCGGGCUUGCUACUUGUUGUUCUAGUUCUUCAAUUUCUUUCUGCUAGUUACAUGUUUGUAUGCCGGCCAGACUAUAAAUGGAGGCUAGAAAUCCGAAUGCUUACAUGCUUGCUGCUGGCAGCAUGGGCGUCAGUACCCUUGUUGAGUCGAUACAUGGGAGAAAAUGUUACCGUAGAUGAAUCACUGUACUUGCAUACAAAUGCGCUCAACUGGUUAUUGUUGAGCGGGGUUUUUAUGGGAGCAAAAGUACCAGAACGUUUUGCUCCUGGUCUAUUCGACAUUUUCGGCUAUGGUCACCAGCUAUUCCACUUGUGCAUCACUAUGGUCGCAUGGAAUCUUUGUGACGCAGCGCACUACGAUUGUGCACCAGCUCCAUGGACCUCGCCAAGAAACAUCGCUAUAAGUGUCGCAUUCCUUCUUUCAGUUUUCUUCACCGUAGGCACGGUGAAGAUCCUAUCAAAGAAAGCGCAGACACUCAAGUAUGAUUAGAUACACGUUAUAAGCGUCAACGGGUUUAUUUUCAUUCAUUUUAGUGCAAUGUGUUAGAUUAGAUAUCAAAGUUAACUUGAGUGCAAUGUGAAUGUUCUUGUUUGUUGAGAAAGAAUUGAUAUCGUUGAGAUCUCAUUAAGAUGAUGUGAUACAUUAGUGACCAAUUCAGGAAAAUCGUCGAGUUGCCAAAUACUUUUUAAGUGCAUAUUGUUACCUAGGUAAAAUUAUCCAAUCCAGUUAGGAAUUUAUCAAAUGAUUCUCGAGG